AUGUCGCCUGCGCGGCCUCCUCCGACCUCCCCUCGCCUCCGCGCCCUCCCCCGCGACGGAGUCCUCCCGUCCUUCGAUGCCGGUCGAUUCCCCAGUAUCCCUGGACGCCUUAGUCUCCGCUCCUGCGCCCGCGCCGGCCGCGUCUACUGCCUCUUCUCCGGCGGUGAUAGCCGCAAGAAACAGGAUGAAGCUAGAAAAGCACUGGAAAAUGCCCUGGGGAAGAAGAAGGCUGAGUUUGACAAAUGGGGUGUGGAAAUUGAAAGGAGGAGGCAAAGGGGCCAGCCUGGAGGUCCUGCUGCUGGUGGUGGAGGAUGGUCAGGAGGAGGCGGGUGGUUUAGGCGGCUUAUGGGUGGAGGUUUCUGGGAUGCAGCAAAACAAACUGCUUUUACAAUCCUUGGCAUUAUCGGAGCGUUUUUCCUGAUUGCAAACUUCAAUGUACUGGUGGCUGCUGUUAUCAAUUCGUUGUUGCUUGUGCUGCGGCAAAUACGGCGCAUACUCUCCUUCAUAGCUCUCUGUGUUUCCCAGUGCGCAUUGGUUGAAAAGUCUGGACCAAAGUCAAGUACCCUUGUAAGUAGCAAUGUGGCUGGAGUGCCUGCAAAAGAAAGAGCUGGAAUGUCUGCGAAAGAAAGAGUUGUUAGGAAAUGGGGAAUGGACUGA
This is a messenger RNA of Miscanthus lutarioriparius, 657 nucleotides long. NCBI's taxonomy places the organism in Eukaryota, Viridiplantae, Streptophyta, Magnoliopsida, Poales, Poaceae. The record is from the annotation of a GenBank genome assembly.